AUGGCGAGCUUUGAAGCCUACACCAAAACUCACCCUGAAAGACUGCCCGACUUCGACCCUUUCACGCAGAGCUUCAACUUGAGCUAUCCAGAUGGCCACACAUUCACCGUGUCCGUGACCGAUGUGGAUGUCUUCAUACAGUACAAUGUCCGAAUCUGCAUCAACUACGGGUCCCAAUUCGGCGCCUCGAUCGUGCUCUUCGUGAUCCUCCUGCUUCUGACCCGACGUGAGAAGCGCGCAUCGUCCGUAUUCCUCCUCAACUCCUUUGCCUUGCUUUUCAACAUCAUCCGGCUACUUCUACAGUUGAUUCAUUUCACCACCGGAUUCGAGCACUUCUACCCAUACUUCUCCCUGGACUACUCGAACGUGCCGCGCAGUGCAUAUGCCAUCUCCAUUACGGGCAGUGUCUUCGAAUCGCUUGUUGUGGCAUUCAUCGAGGCAUCGCUGGUAAUUCAAGUGCAGGUGGUAUGUGCGACCAUUCGUCGCCGCUACCGAUGGCCACUGAUGGCUCUGUCGGUUGCUGUGGCUUUAGCCACUAUCGCAUUCCGUCUGGCGUGGAUGGUGGAGAAUUGCAUCGCAAUCAUGGAGCUCUCCUACAUGGACACAAUUUGGUGGCUGGAAAGUGCCUGCAACAUCGUCAUCACCGUCAGCGUGUGCUUCUUCUGUGCCGUCUUCGUCACCAAACUUGGCUUUGCCCUUCGCCAGCGCCGUCGACUUGGAGUGCGCGAUUUUGGUCCCAUGAAGAUUAUCUUUGUCUGUGGAUGUCAGACACUGACCAUACCUGCCAUUUUCUCCAUCACCCAAUACUUUGUCGUCUUCCCCGAGUUGUCCUCCAAUCUAUUGACUCUCGUGGCCAUCUCCCUGCCCUUGUCGUCCAUCUGGGCGGGCGCCCAUCUCGACCAAGGUCGACACAGCGAUACCCAGCCCCUACACCGUCGCAAUCUCUGGCGUGGUCUUGCAUUCGGAGUCAACAGCACCACCCUCAACAACACUGCCUCGGAGAAACAUAUGACUUCAUCCGGGAUGACGGCUAGCACUGCUGCUCAGACACUCUGCUACUCGGAUCAGCCUUUGAGCAUGCUCAGCAAGGGAUCGCAUGAUUCCUUGGACCCUCAUGGAAUUUGUGUCGAGCAUGACAUCUCCAUUGACACUGUCCAACGGAAGCAUUCUAUGGUUUGA
Penicillium subrubescens is the source of this 1179-nucleotide messenger RNA. RefSeq names its product alpha-factor pheromone receptor STE2 (gene preB). Bases 1 to 1179 code for a protein of 392 amino acids. Gene Ontology annotation, molecular function: mating-type factor pheromone receptor activity; pheromone binding. The transcript has a single exon. Gene Ontology annotation, cellular component: membrane; G protein-coupled receptor homodimeric complex. Lineage: Eukaryota; Fungi; Ascomycota; Eurotiomycetes; Eurotiales; Aspergillaceae. The record is from RefSeq and is a predicted model, not a curated record. Gene Ontology annotation, biological process: G protein-coupled receptor signaling pathway.